ACUGCUGCACAGCUUGUCCACCAUAUUAUUGCCGUGCCAGCGCCAGCAUGCUCGCCUGCCUGUCUGCUGAUUUGUGGUUUCGUCUCUGAAUGCAAGUCACACUUUGAUCUGCUCCUCAUCCGGCAACUCAUCCAGCUCCAACCAGAGAGGACAGAGCAGCCAGCCUUCAUUCUGGAGGGGAAGGCCUCAGUGGAACCCAGCAGGGGGGAUGGGGGAGGCGCGGAGGCCAGAUCCCUCAGCCCCACCUCGCUGCCGGUGAACCAGGCCGAGAGCUCGGGACGCUGGCAGAGCGAGAGCCUGCUGGCGGAAUCCUGGUCCACCAUGGGGGACGCCGACCCCGAGGACACCAAGAGCCUGGACAGCAGCGACGGGGCGGCUCCGGCCGGGGAAGAGAACCACUCCUCCAACUCCGACAUGGUGCACCUGGAGCGAGAGGAGGCGGAGAUGCUGGAGGAGGCGGAGGAGAAGAGGAAGAGGAAAGAGGAGGAGGAGGAGGACGACGAGGAGUUGCAGGCGAGCGUGCUGAGUGUGCUGGGCGGGGAGAAGGAGCUGGUGGAGCUCAAAGAGGAGGAUCAGGACCUCCAGGCUCCACAAACUGAGGAGCUCCUGGUGUCAGCGGAGGAACCUCACGUGGAGAGGAAGCCUGCAGAGUUCAGGCAGGUGGUUCCCCCGAUGGCACUGCCUCCUCUGCCGAUUGUGAAGCUGGACCCCCCCUCCACUACGUCCACCCCGGUCCCGUCAACCAUGCCCUCUGAAGCAGAGGAGCUUUAUUCCACUCAGGGCCUCCACCCUCCGUCCGUCCUGGCACCCAUGCCUGCAGGUCCUCCCGAAGAGAGUCUCCAGGAACCAAAAGUGGAGGAGGAACAUUCAGUCAAGGAGGCGCCGCCACUGAAAGCAGAGCCCAGUGCUCCUAAGACCAAACCCAUGAGCCCCACUGAGCUGCUGUUUGGAGGCGCUGCGUUAGUGGCUGUCGUGGGAGUCGUGGCCUACGGUGCGGUGGUCUACUGCAAAAAGUAGAAAUCCAUAAACUCCCUUUCAGCACAGUUUUACUUUCUGUUUUAAAUCUAUUCCUGACGAGUUAUUCCACUUUACUCUGAAAUCUGGAUUGUGAUUUUAUUUUAUUUGAUCUUUUUUUGAUUCAUUUUGUGCUACCUCAGCUCAUAGUGGAGUUCAUGGCCUUUGUUUUUCUGUUUGAUCGCUAACAAAAUAACCAGCAAAACACAGAAUGUAAAUAUCAUCUCAAGUAUGGCUCUAAAAACUCCUCAUACUAGAAAUGA
Messenger RNA from Cololabis saira (Pacific saury), 1277 nucleotides. Its product is annotated as bcl-2-like protein 13. Gene Ontology annotation, biological process: apoptotic process. Gene Ontology annotation, cellular component: mitochondrion. The coding region runs from base 322 to 1017 and encodes 231 amino acids. Lineage: Eukaryota; Metazoa; Chordata; Actinopteri; Beloniformes; Belonidae. The transcript is spliced from 2 exons. The record is from RefSeq and is a predicted model, not a curated record.